This is a messenger RNA of Rhinichthys klamathensis goyatoka, 2060 nucleotides long. RefSeq names its product polypyrimidine tract binding protein 2b (gene ptbp2b). The record is from RefSeq and is a predicted model, not a curated record. NCBI's taxonomy places the organism in Eukaryota, Metazoa, Chordata, Actinopteri, Cypriniformes, Leuciscidae. Gene Ontology annotation, cellular component: nucleus. The transcript is spliced from 15 exons. Bases 128 to 1744 code for a protein of 538 amino acids. Gene Ontology annotation, biological process: regulation of RNA splicing; mRNA processing. Gene Ontology annotation, molecular function: mRNA binding.
UCGGCUGUGCUCGGGUGAUUCCGUGAAUAACUGACUCUUCUCUAUUUUGCAUACUAGUUCCGAGCGUGUGUCGAAGGCUCUCUGCUCCUGCGAUCAGUAUCAUACUGUGAAGAACGUUUUCCCUGCAAUGGACGGCAUUGCAAGCGAUGUUGCAGUUGGUGUGAAGAGAAGCUCAGAUGAAUUGCUGUCUGGCAGUCUCUACAACAGUCCAAACUCUUCAGUCACUGCUAAUGGAGGUGACACUAAGAAACUGAGGGUGGAGGACAGCAUGGAUAGCCCACCGUCUAGAGUCAUUCAUAUUCGGAAACUCCCCAAUGAGGUUUCCGAGACGGAGGUCAUCGCCCUGGGAUUGCCCUUUGGAAAGGUCACUAAUAUCCUGAUGCUUAAAGGCAAAAAUCAGGCAUUUUUGGAGCUGGGAACAGAGGAAGCAGCUGUUACCAUGGUGAACUACUACACAGCUGUUACACCUCAAGUGCGGAAUGUCCCAGUGUUCAUUCAGUACUCCAACCACAAAGAGCUCAAGACUGACAGUGCGCUCAACCAGCGAGCUCAGGCCGUGCUGCAGGCGGUGUCGGCAGUCCAGGAGGGCGGCUCUCCAAGCUCGGACAUGGCCGGUGAGAGUGUGUUAACACCUGCCCCCAGCCCAGUACUCCGAAUAAUCAUCGACAACAUGUUCUACCCAGUCACUCUGGACGUCCUCCAACAGAUCUUCUCCAAGUUUGGAACCGUCAUGAAGAUAAUCACAUUCACCAAAAAUAAUCAGUUCCAAGCUCUUCUGCAGUUCAGUGACCCCGUAAAUGCCCAGCAGGCCAAACUGUCUUUGGAUGGCCAGAACAUAUACAACUCCUGCUGCACUUUGCGCAUUGACUUCUCCAAGCUGGUCAACCUGAACGUAAAAUACAACAACGACAAAAGCAGGGAUUAUACCCGUCCCGAGCUGCCCGCAGGAGAUGGCCAACCACCUGUGGACCCGUCUGUGGCCGCCGCUCUCAGCAAAGAUUCCACCUCCCUGCUCGGUACUCCCUCUGGAAUGGUAACUUCCUACUCUAGUGGUGGAGGGUUUCCAUCUUCUCUAGGGGCCAUUAGUCCUCUGAGUGCAGCGGCGGCGGCGGCGGCAGCUGCAGGGAGGGUGGCGCUGUCCGGACAUUCGACACCUGGCGGAGUGCUCCUGGUCAGCAACCUCAACGAUGAGAUGGUUACGCCCCAAAGUCUGUUUACCCUCUUCGGUGUCUACGGUGAUGUGCAGCGCGUGAAGAUCCUGUACAAUAAGAAGGACAGUGCUCUAAUCCAGAUGUCUGAUGGAAACCAAGCCCAGUUAGCCAUGAGCCAUCUGAAUGGGCAGAAGAUGUAUGGCAAGAUCAUUCGUGUGACCCUCUCCAAGCACCAGACAGUACAGCUGCCUAGGGAGGGUUUAGAUGAUCAGGGCCUGACCAAGGACUUCACCAGCUCUCCACUGCAUCGCUUCAAGAAGCCUGGGUCUAAGAACUUCCAGAACAUCUUCCCCCCUUCAGCUACACUUCAUCUCUCUAACAUACCUGAUAAUGUGACAGAGGAGGAUUUACGACUGCUCUUCUCAAACUCCGGCGGUACAGUGAAGGCGUUCAAGUUUUUCCAAGAUCGCAAAAUGGCUCUGCUGCAGAUGUCCACGGUGGAGGAGGCGAUUCAGGCUCUCAUCGACCUUCACAACUACGACAUGGGCCGUGGUCACCGCCUGAGGGUGUCCUUCUCAAAGUCCACCAUCUGAGGAUUCCCUGAUGCUAUGUCACCUUUCCUUUCACCCCCCGCCCAGGAGCCUCAAGUUGAAUUCAAUUUUACCAGUCAUUCCUUAACACCAUAUCAAACACUUCAAUGAGAAUGGCCUGUUAAAGGAACACUCGUUCUGUAUCUGCUCCUGCUAUUAUUUGUUUGGCCAGCUGUUAUUCUAUUUUAGGAUGGAUUGACAAAAAUGUGCCUUACUUAGCAAAAUAGCGUCAUCUUUUUGUUCCUGUCAUUACAGAUUAUAGAGGUACUUUGUGCGUGAUGAUUUUUUUUUAACCUUUACAAUCACUUUGCUUUGUUGU